Molecule: messenger RNA, 1518 nt
Organism: Drosophila melanogaster (fruit fly)
Lineage: Eukaryota; Metazoa; Arthropoda; Insecta; Diptera; Drosophilidae
Exons: 2
Coding region: 119-1279 (386 amino acids)
Cellular component (GO): mitochondrial membrane; mitochondrial outer membrane
Molecular function (GO): ubiquitin protein ligase activity; zinc ion binding
Source: RefSeq, marked reviewed
GUCAACUCAGCUUGUGUACAGCUUUUAUUGUUGCUCCAAAAUUCGUUGUCCUUGCUCGUUAACUGCAUUCUUUGGACUAUCUUUCAAUUCCGUUUCGGUGGUAUUGUUUUUAGCUUCAAUGGAUUCAAAUCAGGAGAUAUACUUUCAGCCGCGUUGUAUGUCAGAUCAUAUGGAGAUGCGUGGCAGCGGCGGAUCGAAUCCCUUAUCGCAACACUCCGAGCUGUCGAAUGCUGAUGGAGAGCGCAUCUGUUGGAUAUGCUUCGCAACUAGCGAAGAUAAUCCACAUGCCCAUUGGGUGCAGCCGUGCCAGUGCCGCGGUGACACUAAAUGGGUCCACCAGAGUUGUCUAUAUCGCUGGAUCGACGAGAAGCAGCUGGGUGAUCGCCGGCAAACGGUGAUUUGCCAACAAUGCCAAACUGAGUAUAUAAUGGUCUUUCCCCAAAUGAAUCCCAUUGCCAGGGUGCUAGAGAAGCUGGAUUAUGCAGUUAGGCGAAUUUGCCCAUUUUUGGUGCUCGGAAUGUUCUUAUGCUGUAUAUACUGGAUUGCCCUUACAUACGGAGCAUUCACUAUCAUCCAGGUGGUGGGUCAAGAUCGCGCAAUGCAGUUGAUGGAGAAUAAAGUCAUCCUGCUAGUGGGUUUACCCUUCAUACCGGUGGGAUUGAUCCUAUUCCGGCUGGUGCGAUGGAAAGAUGCCGUCUUGAAGGCCAUGCGCAGCAUAUAUAUAUACAUUCCGCGCAAAUUGCCCUUUUUCCACAGGACCAAUCAGUCGGAAGGUGCAUCGAGGGACUUGGGUGACUUGGGUGACUUGGAUGACUUGAGCGUCAGUUCGAGCAGUUCGAUCAGUUUGCCACCAAUCCAACAUAAUCCGUCCAUCACCGAACCCUUCUACAUCUCUCGUCUCAUUUGCGGAGCAUUUUUUCUACCAACUUUUGCCACAACGGUGGGAAAUGUGUUCUUCGGUAGGCUGGACGAUGCACUGCAGCGCACCAUACUCGGUGGUAUUGCCUAUAUCGGAAUUAAGGGAUUGCUGAAAAUGUAUCUCGACCAGAAGUUAUAUCUCCGUCGCUUAGGUCGUUGCAUUUUGAACUACACCGAUGAAAACGUACGGAUGAUUGAUCAGCAUACCCAGGACAAUAGCAAUUACAAUCCGAAUCAAGGAUCGAAUGACGAUGAUCGCCAGUUUGCCGGAUUUAAUGAGAGCAUAGAUGAUAGCUUUAGCGUGCACACCACGGACUCUGCGGUUGGUGACGCGUCCAGCAUUCAGAUCGUAGUCCAAUGAGCUAUUAUGAUAAACCUUUUGGCCAGGAAGUUAGAUCCAUAAGUUUUAACGACUUUGGCAACGAGCAUGGCUAAUCACUUUUUUUGGCAAUAAAAUAGUGUAUACAUUUAAAACUUUUAGAAAACUGCAACUUGGAGAUAUACAAUACAUAGAUGACGCAUCAUCUAUUAAACAGUAUAUUGUUAUAUCUUUUAAUUUAAAUACAUUGAAUUCAAAUUUUUGCAAACUGUAAGCACUAU